AUGGAAUCUCAGUUCGAUGGUAGACUACAAGCUUCGGCUUCGCAAGCCCCAGCUCAGAACAACGACGGACAAGUCCUCGCCCGACUUCGCGCUCUAACUCUACACCACGGGAACCAUGCCCAAUACCAGGAAUCAACAGUAUUACCCCCAUCUUCAAUUCCACAAUCAUCCACAGAUCCGAUCCCAACAGCCCUGCAGCAAGAUGGGCCGCGUUCUUUGCGCAUCCUGCUGGUUCGCGACAACGUGAUUAACCUGAAAGUCAUUAAUGCAUUCCUCCUGAAACACAAGUACGAUAGGAUCACCACGGCACGUAACGGCAACCAGGCCGUUGCAGCUGUUCGCCAAGCUGCCGAUCAAGGGGAGAGUUUCGAUCUUAUCCUUAUGGAUGUAUCGAUGCCGGGGAUGGAUGGGUUCGAAGCAACGAGGUUGAUUCGAAGCUUUGAGAGAGGUUCAGAGCAGGGGGUCGAUUCGAGGGAACAUGGAAUGUUAGCCAUGGGUAAAGGCGAAGAUGAUCCUCUAGCUGGUGAGGUGAAAGAGAAAGACUCGAGCGGAGGCAGAGGUCGGAAUCGGGCGUAUAUUGUGGCACUGUCCGAAUAUGGAUACGCGAGUGUGAGAGACGAAGUGGAGAGGAGCGGCUUCGAUUGUAUAAUCUCGAGGCCGACCAACCUUGGGAAGGUCAGGGAACUCCUGCAGAGGUUGCAGAAGGAGAAGGAGUGA
Molecule: messenger RNA, 717 nt
Organism: Amorphotheca resinae ATCC 22711
Lineage: Eukaryota; Fungi; Ascomycota; Leotiomycetes; Helotiales; Amorphothecaceae
Exons: 1
Coding region: 1-717 (238 amino acids)
Biological process (GO): phosphorelay signal transduction system
Source: RefSeq, a predicted model, not a curated record